GGAUCCCAGUAAGACAAAACCCGGCGUCAUUUUGGCUGAAAAUUUUAUGAAAAUUUCUGAAAAUCAGAUGAAGACAAGAGUUCAGAGACUGUCUUUACUAAUACUAUCAUAACAUCAUUGGUUACACAAAAGCACCAAGUACAAAUAGGAUACAACUGCUCAUGUACGACAAGGGCGGUCGAGGUGAACAUUUCGGUCAAAGGAAUGUUGAAAAGAUGGCCAACAUGGACUGGCAGCAAUGGAACUAUCGAUGCUUUUCUCUUAAACACGAUAACCUAACAGACAUCCAGUAUGUCACACCCUAUGGUACAGACGUGUAUUUUGUCCUUGUUUUUGACAUAGGUUUUGAAAUAGUUGAAUACAAACAUCCCCUUGUUCAAGUGUAUGGCACACAGAACGAUAACGCUAUACUCUUAUGGAAUCCAGCCAAUGAAUUAGAGAAAAGGUAUGUUAAGCCAUGUGUUAGUACUAUAAACCGCACAGAACUAUCCCAAAAUACGAAACAAUAUUGCAUUCAAAACAAGAAUGAUUUGAAACUAGCAGAUAGCUGUCGUAAACCUAAAUGUCGAAUUGUUUCAAGUGAUAAUUGCAACCCCAAUUCGAAAGAACAAGAUAAUGAAGCAUACAAUAAUUCACACGAAUACCAAAAUACAGCUAUCAGUGUUGAAGAACUAGAAAUGAGUAACAUUCAAUUGCUUGACGAACAUCAAGAUCAGCCUCCAACUACUUCGGCGGCCCAUUGUUUUAACGAAAAUGAAAACUCAAUUUUCUAUGAUCGACAAGGUCAUACUAAAUCCUCCGAUGACGCUCUUAUCGACAAAAUAAAGGAAUUGACUAGCGAUUUUUUAACCGAAGAUCCACAAACAUGCACAGUGGAAGUGGAAAAUUUGGAAACAACUACUUGUUAUCAAGAAUUAAGAAUAAAUGGUGUCAGUGACGCAUCUUCAGUUACAGAGCACAGACUUGUUGAGGGUAGAGAAACACAUAUAAUAAUUGAUUGCGAUAGACUGAAAACUGUAAGCAACGAUAGCAAAAGUACUACUGAACGGCAAAUAGAAGGAACUGUAAAUAUUGGUACACGUAGUCGGUCGUCUCUUCCAGAGACAAUUCAGUAUCCGGAUGUGCGCAAUUCAUAUCUUACUGACUCAAAUGAUAUAAAUAUACGAGCUGUAAAACAGCAUAGUAAUGAUACACUGGAAGAUCAUUUGCCGCUUGAUGUUAAUGACUCUCGUGUGCUAAGUAACGACUCUGUACCACGAACUUUGUAUCGAAACAGCGAGGUUCCCCAGAAUGGCUCAAGAUCAACUGACUGUGAUCAUGAUUAUAAUGCAAGCAAACUGAAGCAGCAAAGUGUAUCAGCUGGUUUAACAUGUAGUGUAGUUCAUUUACAUGAACAAAACCCCGACCAACCAGCUAUACUUAAAGACGCAAUAAAGAAACUAUCGAAUGAUACAGAACGCGUUGUAGUGCCUCGUGAUUGGGUGGUUCUACCAGCCGUACAAAAUGACAUUGAAGAACUGCGGCGUAUUGUUGACAAAACGGUUCAAGGCGAACCGGUCCCCGCUCAAGAAAGCAUGCGCUUUGAACUUUUGCGCAGUUGCACGUACAGGACAUUUCCAAAAGAUGGCAAACCUGACGUCAGGAAGUUGGCUGAAGCUGGCUUUUAUUAUGCCUCUAAUAGUGAUGAAGUUAUUUGCUAUUGCUGUUAUAAACGAAUUAGCAACUGGAAAGCAGACGAUGAUCCUAUGGCUAUCCAUCGGAGAAUUUCGCCAGAAUGUCGAUUUUUUACUGACACAGCGACCGUAAAUGUAACAAAAGAACGUACAGCACAAGUUGAAUCAGAAAUCAUGGCAAAAAUCCAAGGCGGGCGUCAAAGAAAUACCAUCACACAAAGUGCACCAUUUCAAACCAGAAAAGAUUCUCAAAGUCCAAGGAAUAUUGCAGAUGCAGGUGUUUCUUUGCGUCAAAGUCAACCAGCACGAGCUCAUGGUCAGUUUGCAAUGGCCCACAGUGGCGAAACAUCUUUACCCAUGCAUCAGCCGCCGGUUAACACGCGAGACUCUACGAAAUAUCUGUCCAUGAUGCCACAAAUUGCACGGAAUGAAACCGCGUCACCAAACAGGUCGCAUUUCCAGACAGGCGUUUUUGUGCCUCAGGACAAUUUUAGGGUUCCUGUGAUCGAUACUAGAGCUGUGCAACCAUCCGACGACACCCCAGGACAAGAUGCCGUCAUUGACGAACAUGUUCGAGAAUCGCUUUUCCGCAUAGAGGAAGUCUCAACGUCUGUAGCCACCUCAUCAGCACGUGCAGAAACAUCUCGUCCAACAACGGAACGGCCUGAAAGAGGUUUAGACUCUUUGAUAAGGUCAGAUGCAUCUGUGCUCGUUCAGGGCAUGGGCUACGAGUUACCAAUUGUCAGACGAGCGCUUAUAAAUCUACUUGAUAGAGGUCAGACACGCCCCGACGCACAGGAAAUAAUGAACGAAAUAUUCCAAAUAGAAGAUGGAACAACGAAUUAAUAUUUUGAAAUAAUUAACGGACUAAUUAAUAUUUUGUGCGUGCGUGUUUCCGAAAUUUACAAUUUAAUUAAAACGAUGUCACAUAUUUAUAUCAGAAUGUAUGCAUGUAUUCAAAGAAUCAAAUGUAAAAUUUGAUUUGUGAUACUUCAGUAAUAUUAUAUUUAACCAGGUUUUCCGAAGGAAAAAACUGGUUAUAAGAUUGGCGAAUGCGGGCGGGCUGGCUGGCGGGCUGGCGCGCGGGCGGAACAAGCUUGUCCGGGCAAUAACUAUGUCGUUCAUUGUCAGAUUUUCAAAUCAUUUGGCACAUUUGUUCACCAUUAUUGGACGGUGUGUCGCGCGAAAUAAUUACGUCGAUAUCUCCAAGGUCAAGGUCACACUUUGAGUUCAAAGGUCAAAAAUGGCCAUAAAUGAGCUUGUCCUGGCCAUAACUAUGUCAUUCAUUGUGAGAUUUUAAAAUCAUUUGGCACAUUUGUUCACCAUCAUGGGACGGUGUGUCGCACGAAAGAAUCACGUCAAUAUCUCCAAUGUCAAGGUCGCCACGACUAAAAAUAGAUUUUUUUUAAAAACAAACUUACAAAGGGGGUUAAUUUUGUUUGUUCAUUUCAAAAGUUCAGUUUGAGUUUUCUCCCUUUAUCAGAUUUUUUUUUCACAAUGAAAACCUGGUUUUGUGACAAUUUUGUCCCUUGUUUAGGUUGGUUUCGUUUAUAGUUUUGUUUGAUCUAUAAAAUAUGUCCAUUUGGUAUUUUGUCAUUUUGCACAAUUGUGGUGUCAAAUUCAAAGUUGAUACUUUAGUUAUUGCAAUUUCACUUAUUUUAAAAUGCCUUUGUUUAUUACACGUGCAUUUGGCAUAUACAUCAGUAUGUCUGCAUGUCAGCUUAUAUAUAUUUACAGUGUAAAUAUAUUAUAUAACAAGUA
Dreissena polymorpha is the source of this 3434-nucleotide messenger RNA. RefSeq lists its product as uncharacterized. The coding region runs from base 162 to 2519 and encodes 785 amino acids. Gene Ontology annotation, biological process: regulation of cell cycle. Gene Ontology annotation, cellular component: spindle microtubule; cytoplasm; nucleus. The record is from RefSeq and is a predicted model, not a curated record. The transcript has 6 exons. NCBI's taxonomy places the organism in Eukaryota, Metazoa, Mollusca, Bivalvia, Myida, Dreissenidae.